Durusdinium trenchii is the source of this 1725-nucleotide messenger RNA. Lineage: Eukaryota; Dinophyceae; Suessiales; Symbiodiniaceae. The record is from the annotation of a GenBank genome assembly.
AUGGUGUGUUUUUUCCAACUCAAAAAGGCCACGCCAAGGGGACGUGUGAUGUUGUACUUUGGUCGCCUUGGCGUCCUUGGCCUCCUUGGCCUGUUUGCCGUGGGCCAUGCGCUCGAGCCGGGCGAGGCCUUCGAGGCUGAACAGCAGCUGUUGGCGAAAGAGAUCAUGGGCAUUUUCGAUGGAGGCAAUGCUACCUGUCGCAGCAGCCUAAGCUGUUGUACUGGCUCAGCAGCGACGGUGAGCCAAGAGCUUUGGAGCCACGUGAAGGCUUUCGCUCCCAACUACCACGUGCGUGAGCUAUUAGAUUCAACACCCCGCAUGCUGGAACGGCACUACACAUUCUACAACCUUUGGGAUCGCAUGAAGCGUGCCGGCUCGAUGCAGGUUUUCGCAGCAGAUUGCUACUUUGGAGUUGUGGCGAUGCUGCUGAACGCACUGCCUGCCAUUGAGUUCGAGGAUGGCCUGAGCACAGCGCAGGAGAUCUUCCUGACGGCCGUCGAGAUGCUGGAGCGGAACAAUGACACUGAAGGUGCCAACUGGACGAUCCCUCGAGAGCCCCUGGAGCUCCAGAUGCCGUUCUUCUUAGGCCUCUUACCCAACAACUGCGCAGGCUCGAAGCUUCGGAUCUAUGUCUACGACACCCAGUCUUUCUCCGUUGGCUCUAUCUUCUGCUCCGCCGGCCAGUGGGGCGUCGAAGUGCUGCUGCACCGGUACUUUGCGAGUUCGACAUGCCGCACGACGAACCCUGAGGAGGCCGACCUCUUUCUGGUGCCCGACUACCGUGCCUGCCACCUGCAUUUGGCGCCCACCUACAUGCACAAGGGCCUCACCCGGAUCGAAGGUGAUGACUAUCAUUCCCAGAUCAUCCGCAACCACAAAGACAAGUACCGACACCCUGAUCAAGCAGAGGCACAAUUCCAGGAGCUGCUCAAGUCGCUCAAGUACUUUGAUCGGAAGCAGGGCAUGGAUCACAUCUUCAUUUUCUCGGAUCAGGGCUUUAUCGUGAAUUUCACUCACACCUUUCCCUCCUGGCGAGAUCACAUUGCCCACUCCAUUUUUCUGACCACAGAGGCCUUUACACCUGGAUGCGGCCCCAGCUGCUUCUCGCCGUGGAAGGAUGCUGUUAUCCCAGGCCACAUCGACAUGGAGAGGUUUGAACGCAUUGCCAGCUUCAAUCAGCCAACCAGCAAUCGAAGUUUCCUCUUCAACUUCCAUGGACGAUUGCCGGUGAACCACGACUACUAUGAGAAGGUCUCUGUCCGAAAGGCGCUCUUGCAGUUCGAGCGGCUGGCAGAUGUGAGCGUGGGUGGCUUCAUUGAGGAAUACUUCGAAGUCAUGGGCAGCAGCCAUUUCUGCUUGGUGCCAGAGGGCACCUCUUCCUGGACGAAUCACCUUUACGAGAGCUUCUUUGCUGGGUGCAUUCCACUCAUCCUCUCCGACCGCUACGUCCUGCCCUUCCAGGAUCUGAUCGACUGGCCAUCGCUGAGCGUGCGCUGGCCACAGGACGCCGUGUCCUUGGAGAUGUACGUCUACGUGAAGGACAUGGUGGAGAACCGCCGUGAGCUGGUUGAGACGAUGAAGCAGCGCGUGGAUGCACACGCGUGUUGGUUCAACUUCUACAUGCUUGAUGGCCCUUGUUCGCCCUACAAGGCCAUUUUGCACGACUUGGAGCAGCGUAGCCGGAACUUGCCCAAGUACUUGCAUCCAUCCCAUUGGCUCCCGUGA